Molecule: messenger RNA, 840 nt
Organism: Dictyostelium discoideum AX4
Lineage: Eukaryota; Evosea; Eumycetozoa; Dictyosteliales; Dictyosteliaceae
Exons: 2
Coding region: 1-840 (279 amino acids)
Source: RefSeq, a predicted model, not a curated record
AUGGAAGAAAAAAAAGAAAUCGUUUAUAUCUAUGAACAAUCCACUGGAAUCCUUUAUGAUGGAGAAGGACAUGAAAUUUGUAGAGGAUAUUCUGGUAAAGGUGAACACAAGAAUCAACCAAGUUCUGAGGGUUUAGAAAAUUAUGGUCCAAUACCCAGAGGUACAUAUUUAUUGAAAAAACCCAAAGGUAAGGUAGUGAUUGAUUUAAUACCACUCCAAAAACUUAUAAAUGGUAGACAUUCAUUCCAAAUUCAUGGAGACAGUAUAGAAAAUCCAGGUACUGCAUCCCAAGGUUAUAGCACCCUUCCAACUCCAUCACCAAUUUCAACUCCACAUCCAACCUCUAUUCCACAUCCAUUCUUUUUUCCUUCACCAAUCUUAACUCCACCUUCAACCUCAACUCCAUCAUCAACCACAACUGCAUCAUCAACUUCAACUCCAUCAUCAACCUCAACCCCCUCAUCAACCUCAAGUCUAAAGAAUUUCAAAUAUGCAUCAUUACUUAAACAACAAUCUAAUAACUUAACAACAUCGUCACAUGACUAUACACAACCACAAACAAAACAAAUUCCAACUUCAAAUCCCACCUAUUACCCUGAACUACCAUUUGCAUUAAAAUCACCAGAACAACAAAUGUUAGAUAUUGAAUUAAUGAAGUAUAAAUCUUUUUCUCCUAAACCACCAUUGAAUAUGAAUAAUAUAACACCAUCGUCAUCGUUGUCAUCAUCGACUUUUAUUAAAACAGAAUUACAAAGUAAACCAAAUUUAAGUUCAUAUUAUUCUUCCCCCCUCUUCUUCUUCUUUGUCUUCUUUUUCUUCUUUUUCCUCUUCUUCUUCUGA